AUGGUAAGCUCUCUGAAACCAGGUCCGUCGCUUUACCUCCAGGAGUACAGUAUCGUGAACGCCUCCAAUAAUGGGAAGCAACGCGUUCACAGCGCUGACGCUGUAAACGUAAAAGUCGACGUAGUGACAAGCGAAUCAACGCAGGAAGACGCGAUGAAGACGAAAGGCACACGACAACAAAUUCGCCCUGAUGCUGAAGGGGAACGGGAAACCGUCAUCUACGUAGAACCAAUCGUUGAUGGAGCUGCUCCCACAGCACUGGGAUUCAAACGACUCGAGGAAACCGUAAACGAACUUCAGCAACGUUUUCAAGCACUGGAGGAAUUACCGACGAAUCCGGAGCUCAUGGAACGCCUUAAGGGCAAAAUCACUGAUCCUUUAACGGACGUCUGGCAGAUCAUCAAUAUCACAAAAAGAUUGGACGCUAGUGAGCAAGGUAUUGAUAAGUUGACAACGAUGGUACAAGAUGUACUCAAGGGCGAUCAUGCGAUAGAGAUGGAGGAACCAUCGUAUCUCGUGGAGAGACUAGCAAAUUUAGAAAAUAGCCUUAAUACUUUGGACCAGACCGUGAAGAAUUUGCAAAUAAUCGCUAAUGUGAGCGACGAAGAGGGAGAAGAAGCUGUCGUUGGCGGAACAACCACGGAAAAGCAGGAAACACAGCUGCCAGCGCAACGAAUAUCCUUGGGACAGCUCCUUGGAGGAAUUGACGUGAAAGAAAUGCAUCAAGAAGUCCAAGCGUUGCGGCAGGAUGUUUCGAAAAUGCGAGGCGACUUGAAGAAUCUCAAGGACAAAGUGGCUAAAGCACCAGCUGAGAAGCACACGGAAGAGAAGAAACAAGAGAAGCAUACGGAAGAAAAGAAAGAAAUGUCGGAAGCAGCGGCUAAGGAAGUCGCGCAUACCGAAGAAACAACAAAAGCUAAAGUACCAGUGGCGUCUACAAAGCCAAUAGAAGAACAGACAAACGUUAUUCAAUUCGAUGACGCGAUAGAUUCCGAGGUGCUGAAGAACAUGAACGAACGCAUCUCGAAGCUAGAGAAGGAUUUGAUAUGCUUGCGCGAAAAAGUAGACAGUGCGCCAAUGGCGGGUGUCACUGGUAGUGCUGAGCUCGACGAAUUGGUCGCAACGAUUCACGGGGUCCAGACUGACAUGGAAAAACUGAACCAAACUGCGGAUCGAUUGAUCGAUGAUCGAGAAAACCGUGAAGUGCAUCUCAACGCAUUGUUAGAACAAGUGGAGCUUCUGAAGACCAUAAAAGCAGACAGAGAAGAUCUCGAAGACGCGCUUGCUGAUAAAGCAGACGCUCAGGCGAUAAAUCGAAAGGUUUCGUACGACCAGUUUGACGCGGCUUGCGACGAUCUUGCUCAAGGUUUGGAAGACGCCAUUGGCAAGUUGGGAAAGCAGGAAUCGAUUUGGCAGCAAACGCUGGACGAAGUGCAGAAGGAGAUCGAGGGAAAAGUCGAUAAGAUAGAAAUGACACCGUUGAAAGACUUCGUCAGCAACCGAUUGAAGUCUCUACAGGAUAAGCUGAAGAGCGUGGCGGAAAUGAGACAGGAGUCCGAAGCUGCUGGAACUAAGAAGAUGCUCAGAGAUGUUCAGUGUAUAUCAUGUGACAAGAACGUCGUCAUGAGAAUGGAAGAUACCAAUAAAUUCAAAUUGGAACCAUUACCUUGUACCGUGAGCAUGAAACCGUACCUGACCUACGAAUUGGAUCAAGUUAGGAAGCAACACAAGAAAUUGCCUCACAGCAGAAAUAUGAUUCAAUUCGAAGCAGCCUUGCAGGAGGAGGCGAAGAAGCAAAAGAGCGCGAGAACUGAGACACUUGUAAAGACUCCGCGAGACCAUUUGUGCAAUCGAUACUGCGGCGGAAGUCACACGGUGACGACUCCUCAUCAAAGAGUUGCCCGAGUCGGCCAUUUUAUCACGCAAUGGGGACCGGAAAUAGUGCAGCUGACCGAAGGAGUGGUGAAGGGAACGGAUGGAAAGAUGUACAGAAGUCGACCAAUGCCGGGCAAAUUCGAUGUCUGCGGGCCUGCGUAUUGCGAAGACCAUGGCGAAGAAGCCAAACCCUCGGAACGACAACCACCGGCUUCCCCACAACCACGCAAGAGUGUCGAGAGACAACCCUCAAUUAGUUCAAGAAAAAGAAGCUCAAAGAAACUGUUGAAAGAGAUAAAUAAAGAACAACAGGCAGUAGUGGAAGCACACAUAGAAACGCCUGCUGCAGAAGAAACAGAGGCACCCGAUCCGUUACCACACGAUCGAAGCUUUCACAUGGAUCAAAUCAUUCAUUACGAGGAAGAAGAGGAAAUGGGCGGUUAA
Molecule: messenger RNA, 2319 nt
Organism: Hylaeus volcanicus
Lineage: Eukaryota; Metazoa; Arthropoda; Insecta; Hymenoptera; Colletidae
Product: glutamine-rich protein 2-like
Exons: 12
Coding region: 1-2319 (772 amino acids)
Source: RefSeq, a predicted model, not a curated record